This is a messenger RNA of Lodderomyces oxycetoniae, 1575 nucleotides long. RefSeq names its product triglyceride lipase (gene ATG15). Gene Ontology annotation, cellular component: membrane. Gene Ontology annotation, biological process: multivesicular body membrane disassembly; neutral lipid catabolic process; piecemeal microautophagy of the nucleus. The record is from RefSeq and is a predicted model, not a curated record. Gene Ontology annotation, molecular function: glycerophospholipase activity. The transcript has a single exon. Lineage: Eukaryota; Fungi; Ascomycota; Pichiomycetes; Serinales; Debaryomycetaceae. Bases 1 to 1575 code for a protein of 524 amino acids.
AUGACAAGGAUGCCUAUAGAGAAAGGACCACAAGGACAACUGUAUUAUAGAAGGCGCUUGCCACCGUUGAGGUUCAUAAGUUACUCGCUUGUUUCCAUAUGCAUAGUAGUCACGAUUGUGGUCAAAAUACUACCGGUACGACAUUUGUACGUUAUUACACCAGAGGAGAAGGUGGAGGAGACGCCGGAAGAAAAUAGCAAAACUUUGCAGCUAAAGCAUAUUUUCCAUCAUGGCAUUGGUGCAAAAGACUAUACUUUACACAAGAGGUUAGAUAUCACACCGGCGUACCUUGCCAAGCACUCAUCGUACUUUAAGUCAUUAUCAUUCGUGGAGGCUGAAAAGGAGGAGGUUGAGGAGGCUGAAGAGGAGGAGGAGGAGGAGGAGGCUGAAAAGGGGGGGAUCAAUGUACUCAACACAAACACAUUUGACUGGCCCAAAGUACAUCGAGGCAAGAAUCCAUUUGAUAUACAACUACCGUUUAAGACUAAGCAGUAUAAAAUCAAGAGAUUGAAAGAUAGACAUGAACCAUUUUUUAUAGAGAGCUACUUGGAUUAUGCCCGAUCCGUUAAUGGUAACGCAGAGAUACUCAACAGGAUAAAUCUCGAGUGGAGCGAUGAUGAUGUUUCAGUACCCAAUAUUACCGAUAGAGAUACACUUGUUUCAUUAGCAACUAUUUCCUCAAACGCAUAUGUUAGAUUCCCCAAGGAUGACGAAGAAAAAAAGAAAUCAGACUGGAUAGAUGUUGGUGACUGGGAUCCCGAUGAACAACACAAUAAUAUUAAUUUUGGAUGGGACAGUAUUGGGCUUCGUGGUCAUGUAUUUGUUAGUCAUGAUAACAAAACUGUUGUGAUUGGCAUAAAAGGAACAUCAGGUGCUGGAUUACCUGGUGGAGGCAGUGAUGAGACUUCUGGUAUUGACAAAACUAAUGAUAACUUGUUAUUUUCAUGCUGUUGUGCUAGAGUUGGGUAUAUGUGGACUACAGUAUGCGAUUGUUAUGAAAAAACAUAUACAUGUAACCAAGAUUGUUUGGAACGGGAAUUGAGAAGAAAAGACCGUUAUUAUGAGGCUGCUUUGGAUAUUUACAAAAAUGUUACAAAAUUGUACCCCCCUGAAACCACCGAGAUAUGGGUAACUGGCCACUCUUUGGGGGGCGCCGUGGCCAGUUUACUUGGAAGAACAUAUGGUCUUCCAACUGUGGCGAUUGAAUCGCCUGGAGAAAUGUUGGCCUCUAAUAGGCUACACCUUCCCAAACCACCGGGAUUGCCUAGACAUCUAGAGCAUAUUUGGCAUUUUGGUAACACUGCUGAUCCGAUUUACAUGGGAGUAUGCAAUGGUGCAUCGAGCAGUUGUAGUUUAGCUGGCUAUGCGAUGGAGACUGCAUGUCAUACGGGAUACCAAUGUGUUUAUGAUGUUGUUACUGAUAAAGGAUGGAGGGUUAAUUUAUUGAAUCAUAGAAUUCAUACUGUGAUUGACGAUAUAAUAUUGACGUAUAAUGAAACAGCUCCUUGUGUUGAUCAAGCUCCUUGUCGAGACUGUUUCAACUGGAGAUUUGUUUCUCACGAUGACGACGAGUAA